Fomitiporia mediterranea MF3/22 is the source of this 3297-nucleotide messenger RNA. RefSeq names its product P-loop containing nucleoside triphosphate hydrolase protein. Gene Ontology annotation, biological process: double-strand break repair via homologous recombination. Gene Ontology annotation, molecular function: single-stranded DNA binding; damaged DNA binding. Gene Ontology annotation, cellular component: site of double-strand break; nucleus; Smc5-Smc6 complex. Bases 1 to 3297 code for a protein of 1098 amino acids. The record is from RefSeq and is a predicted model, not a curated record. The transcript has 22 exons. NCBI's taxonomy places the organism in Eukaryota, Fungi, Basidiomycota, Agaricomycetes, Hymenochaetales, Hymenochaetaceae.
AUGGGGAAACGCAGGACCUCCGGAGUAGAAAGCGACGAAGACGAUGCUGAAUUUGUAACGUCUUCCAAACGCGCCCGCGUCGAAGACGACGAUGACGACCACGUCCGAGAGGAGGAGAGUGACGAGCAGAAGGCCUUCGAGGCCAGGUAUGGCGAGCUGGUCAGAGCUUCAAUCGAAGCGAAGCAACACUACCAAGGAAGGAUUGCCGACUGUGGCAUUAUUCAAUCAUUAGAAAUGCAACAAUUUAUGUGCCACCCGCGCUUAUCGUUCACUUUUGGCCCGCAGAUAAACUUCAUUAUUGGACACAAUGGAAGCGGAAAGAGUGCAGUCCUAUCCGCUUUGACAAUCGCACUGGGCGGUAAGGCCAUCACUACAGGCAGGGGUAGCGGCCUUAAGUCGUUCAUCCAGGAAGGUAAAACAUGGUCAGAGGUAACGAUAACCCUAAAGAAUGAAGGAGAAGACGCAUACAGGCCGGACGUCUAUGGCAAAUCAAUCACUAUCAUUCGAAACUUCACCAAGGCAGGUUCCACCGGAUACAAGAUCAAAAGUAGAGAUGGGAAGACCGUCAGUACUAAGAGAGAAGAGUUGGCAAAGAUCUGCGAUCAUAUGAACAUCCAAGUCGACAAUCCCAUGAAUGUACUGACGCAGGAUUCGGCACGACAGUUUCUCAGCACUUCUCACCCUACUGAUAAAUACGAAUUUUUCCUCAAGGCCACGCAACUCAAACAACUGAGCGAAGAGUAUGAGUCUUGUCUCGAGAACAUUGGGAAAACAUACAAGAUUUUGGAAGCGAAGAAAGAGGUCUUGCCCGAGCUGAAGGCUACUGCUAUCGAAGCGCAAAAUCGUUAUAAGGGAGCACAGCUAGCUUUGCAGACAAGAGGAAGAGUGACCGAGCUGAAGCAAGAGCAGGCAUGGGCGUUUGUCCAAGAUAAAGAAGAAGAAAUGAAGGCAAAGAUCGACGAAGUCGCUAGGAGAUCGCGAAAGCUGCCUAAGCUCAAGGAUAAAGUUGAUGCAACCAAAAAACUACACGAUGAGCAUAGCGAGAAGAUUGCGGACCUCGAGACUGAGAUAAAAGAUCUUGGUGAUAUUAAUCAUCUAAACCUUCAGCAAGCCGAGAUCAAAGGCAAACUGAAGGCCAACAAGACGAAGCUUCGGGAGUAUCAGGCUAGCGAGAAGGAGAUGAGCAUCGAGCUAAAGACGGCCAAAAAUACGAUCGAAGACCUUCAAGAGAGGAUCGCUACCGAAACAAGGAAGCUGCAAGAGGACAAGAAAGCCGAACAAGAGGAACGGCAGCGUAAGCUGGAGGCGGCCAAGAAGGCUGUCAGUGAGCACGAGGCCCGCCGGAACGAGAUCAACGAUCACCUUCGUCAAUUCGAGGAGGAUAUGGGGCCAUUAAAGACUAAAGUUGCCGAUACCGAAACUACUUUGCAGAAUAGCAAAGCAACAAUGGAAUCCUGUUCUCGCCGGUUGAACGAGCUUAACCGACAAGCAGUCGACAGUGUCAGUGUUUACGGAAACAAUUUGCAACAGAUUCUGGAGCGAAUCAGUACAAUGACAUGGCACGGCAAGAAACCUGUGGGCCCUCUGGGGUUAUAUGUUUCAUUGCGUGAGCGGCAGUGGACAGACAUUAUUCGUGCAACUCUGGGAUCGUACAUGACGUCUUUUGCUGUCACUGAUGCCCGUGAUCGAGUACAGCUGAGAAAGUUACUAGUGGAUUCAAAAAAUGGCCAUAUGCAAGUAUUCGUCGCAUCGGAUGAUCUAUUUGAAUACGAAAGCGGUGAGCCUCCAAGGGAUAAGGUCACUAUAUUGCGAGUGCUUGAGGUGACUGGUGAAUACGUGAAACGCAUACUAAUCAACAAUAGUCGGAUUGAACGCACUUUCCUUGCUCCCACUCGCGUGGAGGCUGAGCGUCUUGCGGAAGAGGCGAAUGGUGGUACAGCCAUAUCGGCUGACUUUUACAGGGUGACGGCCUAUCCCGAGGGCGGCUCAUACUCGCAACCAAUUCAGGAGCUCAGGAAUGAAGAUCCCAGAAUGCGGAAAUUAAUCUUUGAUUGCAGACAUUGGAAGGAAAAAGGAAGACAGGCGGACGAAGCAUAUCAGCAGGCGAACACCGAGAUGCAGAAGUACAGGCAGGAACUAGACGAGCUGAAUAGACAACGUGCCAUUCGCAGUGUACCAAAGGGUAUCGAAAACAGGCUUUUCAAACUGAAGCAAGACCUGCGUACCUUGCAGAAUGAGCACAACGAUGAUAUUCCGGUCAACAUUUCUUCCUUAGAAGAGGCCAUGAAGGAAGCGGAGGAGACCAAAGAGAAUAUCGUGAACCAGUUUAAGGAUCUCGUCACAGCUAAGGGCGAGGUGGAUAACGAGCAAAAGCAACUGCUGACAGAGUUGAAAAAGAUAACGGCUCAGGUGGACGAAUUUGAGAGCAAAAGAAGUGAUUUGGAGGUACGUCUUGUGGAUGCUUCCGGAAAACGCAGUCGAGCGCAAGCAGAGAUGAGGACUUGCGAAGAGAAACUUAGAGUGGAACAAAGGGCGAUCGCUGAGCUGGAGCUAGCCGCGAAGAACCUGCAGUUGGAAUUCGAGAAUUGGACGAGACACGCUGAAGAGUUCUGCGAUGGCAAGAGGGUCGAAAAUCCUCGUAAAUCGACUGAAGUUGAGCGUGAGCUGAAGUCUGUCCAGGCGGCGCUCAAGCAACAAGAGAAAGAGAAUGGAGCAACUCUUGAAGAACUAGAAGAAGCGCUUCAAGAAGCCAAGCAGAAAUAUCAAAACACGGAGCAAGAUCUCAAGAACCUAUCGAAACUCAAUAGGGCUCUAAAAGAGUCUAUAGUCAGACGGCUGCAGCGCUGGCACGACUUCCGACGACACAUCGCACUCCGCACCAAGUUACAAUUCCAGCACCAUCUUGCCAUGCGAGCUUACUUUGGGAAAGUGCUAUUCGACCAUGACAAGCAGAAGUUGGAGCUGAAGGUGCAGACGGACGACCAGGCUGCAACGCAAGGGUUGAAUAAGGAUCCGAAGUCGUUGAGUGGGGGCGAGAAGUCGUUUGCGACGAUUUGUUUGUUGCUUGCGCUUUGGGAAGCUAUUGGGUGUCCGAUUCGUUGUUUGGAUGAAUUCGAUGUCUUCAUGGAUGCUGUCAAUAGGCGUAUAUCCAUGAAAAUGAUGAUCGACACUGCCAACGCGUCAGACAGCAAACAAUACAUCCUCAUCACGCCUCAGGAUAUGAGUACUGUCGCUUUUGGUCCGACUGUGCGUGUACAUCGGAUGGGCGAUCCGGAGCGUGGGCAGACAACGCUUUGA